Molecule: messenger RNA, 2682 nt
Organism: Mercenaria mercenaria
Lineage: Eukaryota; Metazoa; Mollusca; Bivalvia; Venerida; Veneridae
Product: mitochondrial inner membrane protein OXA1L-like
Exons: 9
Coding region: 15-1247 (410 amino acids)
Biological process (GO): mitochondrial respiratory chain complex IV assembly; protein insertion into mitochondrial inner membrane from matrix
Cellular component (GO): mitochondrial inner membrane
Molecular function (GO): membrane insertase activity
Source: RefSeq, a predicted model, not a curated record
UCAAUAUUAUAAACAUGGCGGCCUGCUUGCGGAACAUGACAUUCAUCUCAAGUUCAUUAACUAAAUGGACAUCUAAGAAGCCAAAAUGUGGACAAAUACAACUGAAUUAUGUAUUACCAAAACGCUAUCUUUCUGGGCUAUUGUCGAACAGUACAAGAUGUGAUCAGCAUCAGAUGCAUAGACACAAACAAUGCUUAUAUAGACUGUUAGCAGCUAGGCAUGCAAGUACAGGCUCAGCCAACUUGCCACCAGGUUAUAUACCAGAUAUUCCUAUAGCACCAAUGGAUGAUAUGAAAACUGUGCUGCCAGAAUUAAAUGCACUGGGCGAGCCAACAUUACAAAGUAUAGGACUUGCUGGAAACAGCCCUUCUGGAUGUGUUCAACAGUUAUUGGAGUUAAUACAUGUUUCUCUUGAUAUGCCUUGGUGGGGAGCCAUUGCUCUUGGUGCUCUGGCAAUCAGAACCGUUCUCUUUCCUGUGAUGAUUUAUCAACGUAGAGCAACAAUCAACCUCAGAAAUCACAUGCCAACAAUAACAAGAUUACAACAGAAAAUAAAUGAUGCUAAGACUGUUGGAAAUCAGAUGGAGUUAACAAAAAGAUCGUCUGAACUAGCAGAGUUUAUGAAAAGGAAUGACAUUAAGUUCCGGAGAUUGCUUAUUAUGCCAACAGUCCAGGUACCUGUACUGUUAUCAGUUUACCAGGCAAUAAAGUCAAUGAGUAAUCUUCCAGUAGAGGUGCUGAAGACAGGUGGAAUCUCAUGGUUCACUGACCUUACUGUGGCUGAUCCAUACUACAUCCUGCCAGCAUCUACAGCCUUGUCUAUACUUCUCAUGCUGGAGCUUGGCGCAGAAUCCCAGAAGACCACAGAUAUGUCACAUGCAGUUAAAUGGAUGAUGCGGGGCAUGCCAGUAAUGGUGUUUUUAGUAACCUGUAAAUUUUCAGCAGGAAUAGCAUUUUAUUGGUCCAUGAAUAACUUAAUCAGUUUGAUAACAGUCCAGUUUCUCAAGCAACCAAAAGUAAAGAAAAUGUUCAAACUGCCAGAUGAAGUUAUACAUAAGAAAGAAGUUCGGGAAAAGAAAGGAUUUAUGAAAGGAUUUACAGAUAUGUACGAUACUUCUAAGCUAGCAGCAGAGUCCAAUCAAAGAAGACAUAUUGACGAUAUGGCAUUUAAAAAAGCCGGAGUUGGACCUGUUCCAAAAACCUACAGAUACGAUCCAACCAAACAGAAGAGUAAAGUGACUGCAUAGCUUUCAAAGGACAUCUGUGAUGAAUAUUUUAUGUUUUCUCCUUGGAAGUUUCUGUCAAAGAAACCGCUUUGUUAUCUACAACAGCACAAGAACUAAUAUUAAGCGUCUGCUUAAAUUUGUAUGAUAAAUCUAAUAAAAGUUGCUUGCUUAAAUUUAAAAAAAUUGAAAGUAGACUAUACAAGUAUUUGUUUAAAGUGUACAUCAAGAUUGUGUGACAACUGUAAUUUUCUAACUACUCCAACAGUUUUUGAAUCAAUGAAUGAACUCUUCACAUAUACCUAUACUUGUACUGGUAUUCUGGUGGAGAACAACCUAAGAAUUGAAAGUUCAAAGUUGAAUUUAUAGAGGUCAGCAUCUGAUUGGCUGAUUGGCACUGUCUGGAAAUUGACCAAUGGCAAGGCCGGAUUAAGGACUGGUCUUCAAGUUUGUAUUUAUGUCAUUCUAACGAGAGGUCUAAGAAACAAUUACAUGACUUUGGGACAGUUUGACCUGUUGCAUUGCAUAAAUGUAAGUGUGCAAAUGUUUGCAUUGAAAAAUGGUUGGCAAAGUUCAUAACUUUUGUAGCAGUAAGCCACAUCAAUUCUGUUAAUGAUUUUGUGAUGUAUUUUAGUACCAGACCAUACAGAUGAGCAUCAAUUAUGGUUUAACCCUUAGCCUGCUAAAUUUCUAAAAUGGGCGAUACCAUUUAUUAGUCAAAGGGAUGCUCACUGAAAAUUUACUGUCUGAAUAGCGAACAGUUCUGCACUGGUUGCAAAAGUAGAAUCACUUGCUGGCAGCAGAUAUAUCUCCAGAUUGUUUCAUAUUUCUCAAAACUGAGACAUUGUUUUCAUUUGUAUUUAUUAAGAAAAACAGAGUUGAAUUCCAUACUUACAAGCAGUGAUUUAAAAAGAAAGACAUGUAUUCUGUAAAAUGUGUAGAAAAUCUCAAAGCAUUAGUCAUGUGAUAAAUGUUAGAUAUUGAAUAGAUGGAGUUAAGCUGUACAAAUCUACAUUAGGGUCACCUCUAUUAAGCAGCCACUUGCCUAAAGCAACCAGAUGGCUUGCUUCUGAUAUUGACAUUUUCUUUUUUAUUUCUACCUGCUUUAAGCUCACCAAAAAGUUUCUCUCCCUUGGUUGACUACUUGAUAAAGGUUUGUCUGUUCUUUCCAUCAUACUUUUAUGUAAGCAGUGAUUAUUAGUAUCCAUAGUCCUUAGGUUUAAAAAGAUGAAAUUUGUUCAUUUGGAGGCAUAGCCCUUUAACUAUUACAUACUGAACAAAACAUUUUCUGAAUUUUAGAAGAGAUUUUUGUGUUCUUUUCUUUUGAAAUGAUAAAGGAAAAAGGAACAUAAUGGUCAUUUUAUAGUGUGUAUUUUAUCAUUCUUCUGAGAGAAUGCAUGUUAUUUACAAGUUAAAUGAAGGAUAACUGUUAAACUGAAAAUAAAAUGUGAUACAAAUA